AUGUCAUCAAACGACGAACCGGUCGUCGCCUCUGCUCCUGUGGAGGUCGAUGAGAAUGAGCCCCCGGUUACCCCGAUAGAGGCGAGUGUUCUCUCUGGAGACGAAGAUUUGGUUAAGCCCAGCCCCGAGGUAUCCAAGGAAAGCCCCGCGGCUUCUCUGGCCAAAGCUAGCCCGGGUACACCUGGCACCGUGAAACGUCCUGUAUCUGGAACAACUACCACCAAACGGCCAACCUCGUCCUCCGCAUCGAAACCCACGACGGGUACAACCCGCACGGCCACCACCAGUACGCUGAAUAAACCCCCCACUCGUCCCUCGACCAUAACAGCGACCCGGAAGCCACUGAGCACUUCGACUGUCUCGUCCCACCGGUCUCGCAUGUCAGUCAGCAGCUCUGCGGACGAGAAGCCUCGGUCUGUGGCUAGCUCGGGAGAUGAGAGGCGGGGAAUCUCUGGCACUGCGAAGCGCAUGUCCAUGGCCGGUAGCACCUCCGCCCGUCCUCCUCUAAAACCCACAUCAUCUUCCAUUGAUCGUAGAUUGAGUGUUGCUGGUACCACCGCCGAGAGGAAGCCCGCUACCACAACAGCGCGCACCGCGACCUCGACGAGCAAGCCUGUGGGCAGGCUGACCUCAUCCACGAUACCUGCAAGCCGGACUGCCACUUCCACCUCUACCACUAGACCUGCUACUGCUCGGCCAACUUCGACUACGAGCACUGUCAGAUCUGCCACUGCGACAGACCCUAAGAAGCGGUUAAGUACGGUUCCUGGUUCGAUUUCUCGAGCUGGGGAUUCCGAAAAGCUGCAGGCCCUUCAGACUAAGCUCACAGAGAGUGAGGAGACCGUGGCUAGUCUGAAGACUGAGUUGGAGGCUGUCAAUGAGAAGCUCAGCCAACUUUCUAUCUCGGCCGAAGAGCCCUUGGAUGAUGCUGGUGUUACUGAGGCCAUUCGUGCUGGCCACGCCGCAGAGAUUGAGAAUUUGACAUUAGCCCAUAUUGAGGAACUCCAGGCUUUGCAAGCACGACUAGACGAAGCAGAAUCCCAACGGAAAGAGCUGCAGGAGAGCUCGCAAAAGGAACUUGAGGAAGCUAGACAAUCAGCCGCGGCGCAAGGGGAUGACAGGACAGUCGCCCUUCUUGACGAGCUCAAGUCAACACACCAAACUCAACUUGAGGCCAUUGAAAAAGAGCUGGCAGAGCACAAAUCUGCAGCCACUCACUUUGAGGAGCAGAUAAGCGCUUUGAAGAAGGAACUUGAGUUCCAGAAGCUUACCUUGGAGGAAGAAAAAGCCCUAGAGCUCGAACAUUUUGACCGAGAACUCAAAGGCCGUGAUCAGGUUAUGGAGAACCUUAAUAUGGAGAUUGUUAAGCUGAAUACGCUUAAGGAGCAGGAGGUUCGUUCUGCCGAGGAGUCUGCUCAGGAGAGCAUCUCCAGUCUCCAAGAGCAAGUAACCUCCCUUGAGGCGAAGCUUGCUGCGGCCGAGUCUGUUACCCGGGAAAGCUCUGAGCAGAAUACUUUGAUUGCAGAGAAAGAUGACGAAAUCACUGAACUUAAGCAGGCUCUUGAGAAGAUCCAAAUUGAGCUCCAGGAGGCACGCGAUGCCGCGGCCACUAAAUUGUCACCCAAGAUCGAGGAGUUGGAGACUGCUAAUGAGGCUGCUAUCGCAAGCCUUAAGGCUGAACACCAAAUUGCUAUCAGUGAUAUUUCAGCUUCCCACGCAGAGAAGCUCACGGCCGCCAUAGCGGCGGCGGAAUUGAGCGAGACAGAACACACCACGCAACUCCAGGAACUCCGUGAUGCCCUCGAGGCGUCUAAGGCCAUUGCCCAGCAGGCACAAGAAGAUGCUGUUGCUGAGCUCAAGACAGCGCAUGAAGUAGAACUUAAAUCGCUGCAAGAAAAGCUGGUGGCUUCUGAUAAUGCCCUCAGCGAGUCCCGCCGUGCACUGGAUGAGGGUAACGCUUCUGCACAAGACCUUGCUAUCCAGGAGAUUGACACCCUUCGACACAAGUGUGAGUCGUUGGAAUCGCAGCUGUCCACUGGCACUGGGAAAAUCAAUGCACUACUCGAAGAGAUGCAGAGCAAGCAAGCCGAAGCUGAAGCCAUCCACCGCACUCUACGGGACGUCGAAGAUCACUCCAAACAGGAGGGCGUUCAGAAGGACAACAAGAUGAAGGCUUUGGAGCAGAAGGCUGUAGAAGCCGUAUUACUUCUCGAACAACACACCUUGGAGGCUGCCAGUGUGUCUGAAAAGCACGCACAGGCUCUGGAAGAGUUGAAGGCUGAGAAUGCUGCUCAGCUCGCAUCCGAAUUGGAGCGGGCCAAGGAGGCAUCGAGCUCCCAUGACAGCGCUCUGGGUGAUCUUCAGACGAAGCAUGAUGAGUUGCUUGCCACAAACAAGGCAUUGGAAUCUACCCACACCACUCGGGUCCAGUCCCUUGAGGCUGAAUUGAAGGCGGCACUUGAAAACCACGCUCGUGAGAUUGCUAUCCAUACCGAAGGUCGUGAAAAGGAGACCGCUGAACUCCAGAAUCAAUUCGAAGAGACACAGGCAAAGUUGCAAGCUGAGCUCUCCGCUUUGCAGAGUUCUAGCAAAGCCGGUGCCGAGCUUCAUGAGCAGAAAAUCGCCGAACUGAAAAAGGACUUUGAAGAGACGAAAGCCCAGCUGCAAGCCGAGAUUGAGGCUGCCCAAAUCUCCAAGGCUGCUGACUUUGAUGCUGAGCACAGCAAGGCAAUUGCUGAAUUGCAGCAGGGAUUUGAAGAGAGUAAAGCCAAGCUGCAGGCUGAUAUUGAGGCUGUGCAAGCCUCCAAGGCUGCAGAGAUUGAUGCCGAGCACGGGAAGGCAAUUGAGCAGCUAUUGACUAUGAACGAGGCCAAGCUGUCUGGUCUCAGGGACGAACUCCAAGUUUCUAACAAGACCAAGACUGAAGAUCUCCAGAAGGCCCACGAUGCAGCCCUGGCCAGUGUUAACGAGCAGUUGUCUCAGGCCAAGGCUGCUGCCCAAGACACCUCCGCUCUGGAUGACUUGAGGGCUACAGUUGCUGAUCUGCAGGCCAAGCUUGCCGACUCUGCGAAGGCCCACCUGGCAGCACAGGAAUCUGCCACCACUGCUUCCAAGGAAAUCGAGGAUCGUUACUCGGCCGAGCUUGCCAAGACUCAGGCUGAACAUGUUGCGCUUGGAGAGAAGUACCAAGCCGCUGUCACCAAGGUGGGUGAGCUCGAGAAGCUUGCCAAGGAAUCGGACAGCCAGAAGUCGCACCUUGAGUCGAUUAUGAAGCAGCUCUCUGAAUCCCGCGAUCAACUGCUUAAGGUCAAGGCCGAUAACGCUACCAUCUCCGACUCGCUCGUUGAUUGCAAGAACCAAAAUAAGACCUUGUCCGAGAAACUUGAAGCUGGGGAACGUGACCUGAAUGAUCAGAUUGACAAGAACAUGGGGCUCCUCAACCAGCUUGGCGAUGUUGAUUCCGACAUCUCAGCUAGCCGGCGACGGGUUCGCGAACUCGAAACUGAGCUCGCAGUUCUGAAGGCGGACAAUGGUGAGAAGAGCAGCUCUUCAGGCUUGGAGGCUAGCCGGUGGGCGACAGCUGAUGAGGGUAGCGAGAACGCUGAAGAUGGGGGUCCAGCCACAACGCAAGGUGAGGACCUAGGCCCAUCCAUUGAGGGAACGAUGGCAAGCAUCCAGGAACAGCUUAAGCAUAUCCGAACAGCCAACGAUGAUUGGUAUGGCGAGCAUCACAGACUCAUUGGCGAACUUGCACAUCUCUCCCGGCAAGCAUCCACUGAGACUCCCAGCCCCUCGACCACACCCAAUUUGGAAGUUCCACCAGCUCCUGGGCCAGAACCUGCUCGCACCCGCGCAGCAACAGUCUCCUUUUUCGGUAAACGCGGAAUUUCGCGUUGA
This is a messenger RNA of Penicillium vulpinum, 3897 nucleotides long. RefSeq names its product M protein repeat protein. NCBI's taxonomy places the organism in Eukaryota, Fungi, Ascomycota, Eurotiomycetes, Eurotiales, Aspergillaceae. The record is from RefSeq and is a predicted model, not a curated record. The transcript has 3 exons. The coding region runs from base 1 to 3897 and encodes 1298 amino acids.